AUGAAGAGCAAAGGAGUCGGUUACAAAAAUACAGACACACGUCAAGCUGAUAAAAAGCGUGUAAAAAAAAUUUUCAGUUUCGCCUUGAGCCUGUUUGCGUUGGUUUACUGUGAGCCACCGGUGCAAGGAUACCACUAUGAGCCGAACAAUUAUCACUCAAACUCAUAUAUUACACCUUCCAAUAGUUACUUGCCUCCAAAAACUAGUUUAAAUUUGCCCAGCAGCUACCUACCACCGAAUUCUUUUACUGGAAGUGGUAAUAAUUUUAACAACCACCAGAACAGUGGUCAUAAUUAUAAUCACCACCAAAACAAUGGUCAUAAUUACGACAAUCACCAGAAUAACGGUCAUAAUUAUGAUCAUCAACACGGUCAUCACGCAAACGAAAAUGAAGUGCCAAAAUCCUACGAGUUCGGGUAUUCGGUUAAGGAUGCGAAGUCAGGUAACGACUAUGAUAGACGAGAGAUGUCAGAUGGAAAUGUGGUGCGCGGAGAAUACAGAGUGCAAUUGCCCGACGGACGGACACAGAUUGUAACAUACCACGCUGACUGGCGGACCGGUUUCCAUGCAGACGUUAGGUAUGAGGGACAGGCGAGAUAUCCUGAUUCAAGCAACCAAGGUUAUAACUACAAUGCGCCAGAUUUUUCCGGAUCGUUAACCGGUUUUCAGAGUAAUGUCGGCUACAAACCAGUUUACGGACCACCCGGCUAUCACUGAACAACGGUCAAAAUGUUUAAAACUGCCGCCAUCACAAAAAAAAACUUCUAUCAACAUUUCAUGACUUUGCUUGUUAUUUUAGUUAUGAAACGGUUUCAAGCCACAGAAUAAGAAAUAAUUCUGUUUGACAGCUAGCAUUGUAAUUGCUCUACUUUUGAUAAUGGACAAUAAUU
Messenger RNA from Melitaea cinxia (Glanville fritillary), 890 nucleotides. RefSeq names its product pro-resilin-like. The transcript is spliced from 6 exons. The coding region runs from base 1 to 717 and encodes 238 amino acids. Lineage: Eukaryota; Metazoa; Arthropoda; Insecta; Lepidoptera; Nymphalidae. The record is from RefSeq and is a predicted model, not a curated record. Gene Ontology annotation, cellular component: extracellular matrix.